Hevea brasiliensis (rubber tree) is the source of this 1364-nucleotide messenger RNA. RefSeq names its product probable E3 ubiquitin-protein ligase RHY1A. NCBI's taxonomy places the organism in Eukaryota, Viridiplantae, Streptophyta, Magnoliopsida, Malpighiales, Euphorbiaceae. The record is from RefSeq and is a predicted model, not a curated record. The transcript is spliced from 3 exons. The coding region runs from base 374 to 1243 and encodes 289 amino acids.
ACUCUUGUACUUUAAAUGACACCGUUUAACGAGAAGUCAGACAGUUGAAAGUUAAACCGGCCAUCACAUUCACGGGAGAAUAUCUUCAUCUUCUUCAAUCUUUUCCUCCCCAAUUCCAUAUCUCAUUUUCCUUUCUCUUUCCGUCUCAGAGACAGACAAACAAACAACAGAUGGAUAUCUCUAUAUCUCUUUCUCUAUGCGAUUCAUAGAAGCUGUCUUGCGUUUUCCUCAUAAUCUCUCCCGCUUCUCUUCCAAAUUCUUUUCUUAAUUUUCCCAUUCUUUCGCUUCUUCUUCGAAAUUCUCUUUCGUUUUCCUUCAUAUACGAGUCUCGGAUCGGAUUAUGCAUCGUUGAGUGUUGUGUUUGUAUUGUUGUAUGACGAGCGCAUCAGAGCUUUUUUAUCAGAGGAGGUCGCGGGUGGGCAGAGCCACCACCGCGGAUCUGGAGCUUGACCCUUCCAGUUCUGACCGAAAUUUUCACCUUAAUUACGCUCGUCGCCACCAUCACCAUCAUGAUAAUCAUAGCCGGUAUGAUUUGGACGGAUGUGAUCCUCCCCGGAGAUCUCCGCACGUGCGUCGCCUGUGCCAUCGGCUUUCUUCUCACGCUAAUCGUGGCCCAGGUCAGCUUGAUCAAGGUACAAGUCAGUUUGUACCAAGCAACAGUACCAGCUCAGAAACUUCAAGCAGCACAAGAAGGCCAAGAUUGACUGGAAACGAAAGGCUUCCUGGAGCUGUGCUACUUGCAAGGGCAAGACUUCUUGAGAGAUUGAGAGCGGUGUCGCUCUCUGGACACAGGCGAAGUGGCAGGGUGUCAUUUGGCAUAUACAACAGGGAGUAUACAUUUGGUGAUGACAUAAGGGUUGCUGAUGCAGGGGACUGGGGAACUGACAUUGCAUCAGGGUGGUCUGCUAGAGGAGCACCUUUACCUGACCCAACUUUCCAAACAGAAAGACUGCAAUUUGUGCAGGAAUCUUACAGGAAGAAACCACCUGGUUUAACUCAAGAGGAUCUUGCCAGUUUACCAUUCGAGUUAUAUAGCAGCUUGGAAAGGGGUGUUGAAGAGGAAAUUUGUCAAGUGUCAUGGGAUUGUAGUAUAUGUCUUGAAAGUUUCAAGGAAGGAGAUAAGCUUAUUCGCCUACCAUGUGAGCAUAGGUUCCACGCUGCCUGUUUGAAUCCCUGGGUUCGAACUUGUGGUGACUGUCCAUAUUGUCGAAGAGAUAUAGUUGUAAGUAGUCAUAAAUCAUAAAUAUAGAUUACAUGUCCUUUCUGAAAGAGAUUUUCCUCCUCCUUUUAUGUCUCUUCUUUAACUUUGUAAUGAAAGUUUCUGAUUUGACUGAGUUGAGUAUAUGGUUUGUAAUUUUGGUUUA